AUGGCAGACAGCAUAGGCAUAGUCAUUGACAGGGCCUGUCAGGAUCCGGAAGGCAAAACUGACGAGGAGUCCUGCAGCCGCUUGAAGCUGCACCUGCGGCACUUUGCAGCCGAUCAGUGCACAUCUGCCCGGAAGUGUGGAAGGUUGUUGGUCACUGGCGGCCAGUAUCCUAACCUGGUCUGGGUAAGCCAUGAUCCUGCGCACCAGGUUCGUAUUGCCUACCCGGACCCUCUUCACGCCAUGCCCGAGUUCCAAGACCAGUGGGAGCGUUUGUUUGCUCCCGGCAAGGGCAAGCAUGCGCUUAUCCCGGACAUCCAGAACUCAGAAGUCUGGAAGGCCAGGCUCAUGGCGGCCCAGCAAGAGGUUCUCAGGCUCCAUGGCUCCCAGGCUGGUGUGGAGAAGGUGAUCCGAGCGUUGUCGUUCUCCCAACCUCGGUUUGACUCGUCGGCCACUCCAAUGCUGAAGUACUUGUGCAUGAUUCGUGCGAUGGCGGUCUUAUGUGCUAUGCAGGCUGCUGACGAGAGAAACACGGUCGUGAUUCGCUCCCGAGCAGAGCGCGCCUUGCAAAACAUGAAUGCAGCAGCCCUCAUGCGCUGUGGACUCACUUGCGACUACACAUCUGAGUGCCUGGGUUUCUUGCGCAGGAACUUUGACAUUGAGGAUCCAGAUGUAUCCUGCACCCCCAGAGUGCUGGAAGAGUUCACCAAGCGCCAGCGGUUCUUAUGUGUGGAUGGAUACAUCCUCUCCGACAGCUCGCAGGUUCCCAGUUCCGUGGACGGCUCCGAGGCUCCAGGCUCCCAGGCUCCCAGGAGGUGUGCAACCCAGUUAGUUUACGAGGAGAUUCAGACACCAGAGCCGAUCUUCUAUGGCAACAGAGUCCACUACCUGUGCACGAAUGCCGGCAUUUCUGAUGUAAGGCAGAUCAUGGGAACUAUGGCGCACGUGGUCGAGGCGAUGCUGGAGCGUUUGCGAGUAGAUCUGACGGAGGAUGAGAUCGCCGUGGCUCUGCAGGUGUUCAACCUUCGGCUGUGGCAGGAGACGAACCGACAACAGGAGCUAGUGGAAUCUACACGCAAGCUCUGUGAUAUGCUCAAGCUUUCGCCCGGUACAGCCGUGCUGUUUGGACGAUUUGCUCGCAAAUUGCAUCCUCUUCUCGAAGCAGCUAAGUCAAAGGACCCAGGCUUCGGGAACAAGCAUGCGUGGUCUUGGUCGCUUCGGCCAGAGUGGCGUGCACGGCAUGCACACAAACUUCCAUGGACAGAGGAUUGUCAUGCCCUCAUUGCUUUCUUCUUGUCCUUGAAGAUCAACACGACCACGCUGGUUCGCUUGUGUUCCAGCGCAGGGGAGAUUGCGAAGAGGCGCAAUCUUGCUUCAGAGAAAGUCAAGGCACUCGGGCACCCUGGCCUGUCCGACACCUUUUGGACAUUUGCAAAGACUGUCCAGCUGCUCAAGGUCGAAAAAGUCCAGGAUGUUGAGGAACAGAACUUGAGGUACAACAACACCUUGUACAACAAGGCCUUACACCAGGCUGCCACAGCAGCUGUUGCAGUGCUGCGGGGUCCAUCCGGUCCCGUGGAGAAGGCUGCCCGGAGAUUGGAGCUGGAAUUUGGGCGGGGAAUCUUGAGCAGUCAGUACUCGAAGUUGAGCAAGCUGUUAUCGCUGACCAACAAGCUCGCAUCUGCUACCAGAAACGCUGUAGACCUGACGGCCUGGAUGAUCGACUCCUUGACGCUGGCCCUGCGCAUGAACAUGGUCACGCCAGCUAAAUGCACCGAGAAGUUUCUGGAUCGAGACCGGAAGACAGGCGAUUCUGGCUUUUGGUUGUCGCGCAUGCUGGUGGUGCAGGUCUUCGAUUAUGCAGCAAAGCUGGCGAACAAGUGGCCUGAGCCGGACAAGGUUAAGCUGACAGGGAUUUUGGCUGAACUCCGUUGCCCUUCCACAUGUUGGGAGAAAUAUCUCUGCCAUGCUGAUGCUGAUCAAGGGGCUGCUGGAGAGGACGACAUGGACGGCGAGGGCCCAGAGGACGUGGAGCGCCCUGUUCCGCAGUCCAAGAUUGGAGCUGUUAAAGAGGGUUUCAACAAAGCCAUUGGCAUGCUUUUGGAUUUGCUGCUGGAGCGGAUGUCGGGGAAGUACUACAAGGAUUGCUGCAUGCUGGCUUCGAGUGAAGAUGGCCUUGCAAAGGCAUUGACAGCUGCACAGCUUGGAAGCUCGGAUGACACGGAGCACGAGGAGCCAUGUGCGCUUAUCACUCAGAUGAAGAUCAUUGUCGACAAGUUCGACAACAGCACGAAGUCCGUUGGUGCCACAUCUGCGGCUCCUGCUCCGAGUUUGCUCCAAAGCCUGGCCAAGGCUUCUGAAGCUGACACACCCGAGGAAUGUGUCGAGCGUGAGCGGCAGUGGAAGGCGGUGCAAACGGAACGCCGCAAGUUCGUGUCGUUCUCGGUACCGAACAAGAUCUCGAAGGACUGCCUAGUCAAUGCGUUCAGAGGUUGCGGCAAGGUCUUCACGCACAAGGGCACCUUAAACUCUUCGCACCGCCUGAUCGUUGCCAGUGCGGAUCUCUUGGCAGAGGCUGGUACCGACCCGUGGCUCAAGGGCACUCCGCCAAGCGAGGAAUGGAAAGAGAUCUGUGCCUUUGCCAAAGACAUUUCUGGGCCCGAGGAUUUCGUCGUACUCUUCGACGGCAGAAUGCGGGAAAUUCGCCGCGUGUCCGAAGACCUCCUGCUGAACCAGCAGCACACCGAGGAGUGCACCAUCGUGUACUCAGGUGGGUGCCCGCCGAGAACUGGUCGCACUCGCCGCGUUCCGCUGGCUGCAAAGAAGGUGGAGACAGGAGCGGUUAAGUUCCCGGUCGCACGCACCAAGAUUCAGACGACGAAGAAAGGCUCCUUCACAGUCUGCGGCGAGGCUUCUACGUACCAAGGCACUUACUCAGGCGUGGAGUACCGUGCGGUUUCUGAAAUGCCCCUCGUGUCUGCAGACACCAAGAAGAAGAUCAUUGCUCCGGCAACAACCGGCGACCUCCCGACACCGCCAGAGGACUGGCAGGAUCGCCACGGCUCCGACGUACCCUUGUUCUGGAACGAGUCGAAGCCGAUAGCAUAUUGGAAUGCCAUCAUUGAGGAGUUUUGCGCGGAGGCAGUGUUUGACCUCACGGCUGGCACCGGUGCUCUGAUGGAGGCUUCUUUGACUGCCGGCAUCGCAUACCACGGGUUAUUCCAAGGAAUUUUCCAAGCUACGAUUUCCCUCAGCCCGACGUGGAACUUCCCUGAUGCUGUGCUGAAGAAGAGCCUUUUGCAUAUCUUGAAAAUGGAGGACCCAGCAAGCUAG
Molecule: messenger RNA, 3330 nt
Organism: Symbiodinium sp. CCMP2592
Lineage: Eukaryota; Dinophyceae; Suessiales; Symbiodiniaceae
Source: the annotation of a GenBank genome assembly